AUGGAGAGACAAAGCGGUGGAUCAUAUCGCUUGAGAAAAAGUACCUCAGCAUGGUCUAUAACCGCUAAAACUUACUCUGACGUUUGUAAUGAAGUUGGAAAUGUACUUGAACAAUAUAUUGAUCUCUUCCAUGAAUAUUGCAGUAAGUGCCUUGAACUUCCACUUUACAAGCCAGCUACUAAUCAUUCUUUCACCAGCAAAACUUUCCAGCUUAAAAUACCUUCCACAAGAAUAUAUCGUUCUUCUGAGAGACCUUUUCUCUUGUUGUACAAUCUAUCUGUGGAUGAUUCUCAAAAUGCUGGAAUAACAGACACUCAUCACCUUGAGGAAAUUUUACAUUCAACAGAACCUAUUGCUAUAAUUCUAGGAACCUCUGGUUCAGGAAAAACAAGGACUUUGAUUGAAUUUUUAUGUAAAACAUAUGGGUUUUAUUAUGUUGCAACUGUGGCAAAUCGAUAUAAUCCUGGAUCAAUAGACAUGGCAUAUAUGAUUGAGAAUCUGCAAUCAAGAAUGAAAGAUAAACCAUCAGUUGACAACACAAUCUAUGCAACAAGAUAUAGCAAAUGUUUAUUGAUGGCACGAGUCUAUUUGCUUCAUUUUAUUUUUUCCGAAAUUGGGCAUAUAAGUUCAUAUAAUUGGACAAUCUUGCAGUUAUUUCCCGAGUAUUAUUUUAAAGAAAUUGACCUAUUCAAUGAACUAAACAUCAUGUUUCGUGCACUCUCUGAAAGUGACUUGGACAAGAACUUGCAUAAACUGAUCAAUGGUUUACUGAAACAUGUAGACCAGGUCCGAUUGCCUGUAAUAAUUGAUGAAGCUGCCCAACUUAUUUCUUCAAUUGGAAAUGUGUUUACUUCCUAUAAUACUGAUGAUUUAACUGGAAAAUCAUUCUAUACAGUUAUAACAAGAACAUACUCUAUGAUACCUAGACUCUGUAUCUUACCUGCAGGGACUGGUCUCAGCAUGAGAACAGCAAAAACAUUUACUGGAUCUCAUCUAUUCAAAGUUUUAAAGAAAGCAACAACAUGGGGGAAUAUUGGAUAUGAUCUUUUGAAUAUGAAAAAUGGAGGUAGAGCCAGAGAAAUUGAUGGUUUAGAUAUAAUGGACUUAGUUGAACGAGUUGUUUUAAAACAUUGGUACACUGGUCUAGAAGCAACUUUUAUUCGAGAUGAUGCAUUACAAUUAUUUGAGAUUGGAGUUGCAAGGUUAAGAAGAACAGAUAAAUUACAGGGUGUUGUCAAUGAACCAUUGAUAGUUGCAUCAGCAUUAUCCUUUUUCAAAAAAUAUUGCAAUUUUUCAGAAUAUAUCUUGAAUAAAAUGGUAGAUUUAGACUACAAUCCUAGUACUAUAGGAUUUCUGUGGGAACAGCUUAUUCCAGAUGCAUUGGAGAAAUUAUUUGAUGGUAAGAAAACUUGUCAAAUUUUCAAGAAGAGACUACCAUCAGAUAUUUGGCACAUUGCAAAUUUAUUUUCUAAUAAGACUUCUUCCAAUGUCCGAGUUCAACAUUCAACAUCUGAUUAUAAGCUCCCUGACUUCUUGAAACAGCCUAUUUCACCAUUUUUUCUUGCAGAAACAAAUGCUGGACCUGAUAUAGUCACACGAGUUGAAUCACCAGAACUUGAGAAAAAAAUAUAUGCUGUUUUUAGCCAAGCAAAAUUAUGGCAAAAAAUUGAUAAUAAAGAAAAAGUUUUAUCAACAACAGAUUGUACUGGAAUCUCAACUGGAAAUGAUUGCCUCAAUGAUAUUUUUGAUGCACUCAUUGUUAUUCCUGUAGCAAACAUAGAUGUUAAAGAAGCACUCAUGGAUAUCAUUAAAGCAUCCAUUGAUAAUAAUGUUAGGUUUAAAGAGUUAGAAAAUGAUGAUAGAGAGUAUGAUGAAAGUUAUCGGGGGAAUAAAGAAAGAUUGCUCGAGUAUGAAGAAAGAUUGUGGGAGUAUGUAAAAAGAUUUCUGGAUUUAAAGUUAGAAAAUGAUGAUAGAGAGUAUGAUGAAAGUUAUCAGGAGGACAAAGAAACCAAGGUUACAACUGAUAUUAUCACAUUGACAAGACAUGUUCUUGAUGAACAACGUAAAUAUAAAGAUGCAAGUGGUGAUUUGACCACCCUGUUAAAUGCGAUUCAACUUGGUUGUAAAUUUGUAGCUACUAACGUUAGAAAAGCUAGACUUUUAAAUUUAGUUGGACUUGCAGGUGGUGCAACAAAUAUUUCGGGCGAUGAACAAAAAAAAUUAGAUGUGAUUUCCAAUGAGAUUUUUGUUAAUGCACUUUGCUCAUCCGGUAAAGUUGCUGUGAUGGUUUCGGAAGAGGAUGAACAAGCAAUUAUCGUUGAGGAAGGAUUACGUGGAAAAUAUUGCGUUGUUUUUGAUCCACUAGAUGGAUCUUCUAAUAUUGAUGCUGGUGUAAACGUUGGUACAAUUUUUGGUAUUUAUAAAAUGUGCGAAGGAUCUACCGGAAGUAUUUCAGAUGUUCUUAGACCAGGUUCUGACAUGGUUAUUGCUGGUUAUUGUAUGUAUGGUAGUUCUGCUAAUAUGGUCAUUACACUUGGUAACGGAGUUAAUGGUUAUACACUUGAUAAUAUCAGAAUUCCAUCUCGUGGAAAGAUAUAUUCAGUAAAUGAGGGAAAUGAAAAAUAUUGGUAUGAACCAUGUAAGAAAUAUUUCAAUUCACUCAAAUAUCCACCAGAAGGUAAAAAUCCUUACUCAGCUCGUUACAUUGGUUCAAUGGUUGCCGAUGUUCAUCGUACAUUGUUAUAUGGUGGAAUUUUUGCAUACCCAGCUGACAAAAAAUCAAAAAAUGGUAAACUUCGUAUCUUGUAUGAAUGUUUCCCAAUGGCCUUUUUAACUGAACAAGCUGGUGGCAAAGCUAUAGAUGGUAAAAAACGAGUGCUUGAUCUUGUACCAGGAUCUAUUCAUUCCAGAUGUCCUAUUUUCUUGGGCAGUAAAGAUGAUAUUGAAGAUGUAGAAAAAUUUUAUGCUGAUUUCAACAUUACAUGUUUAACAGAACAAACAUCACAUCAUCCACCAGUUUCAGCUUUUUGUUAUCAUAGUGAAGAUAAAGGAAUAACUGCUCAUGGAGUAGAUCAACUUUCGGCAAGAUUUACCAGAACUUCUGUAAAAAUUGGACCAGAUUGGUUAAAAGCUUCACUAUAUGUAGUUGUUGCUGGAAGCUGCAUUAUAACUUGUCCAAAGACAAAAUUGAAAGCAAUAUUAGAAUAUAAAGAAGAG
Entrophospora candida is the source of this 3216-nucleotide messenger RNA. Lineage: Eukaryota; Fungi; Glomeromycota; Glomeromycetes; Entrophosporales; Entrophosporaceae. The record is from the annotation of a GenBank genome assembly.